AUGAUGCGUGAGCGUGUGUGGGAUAGAGGUGUUCAUUUCUCGCGUCGAGGAGUCCAUGACGGCUUCUUCCGACGGUUUUCGUGUCCGGCGCCAGGGUCCUUAUCUCCUCCGUGUUUUCAGACGCUAUCUUGUUGGGAAAAGGUGGCGGCAACGUCGGCUCCCGUGAAGCCGCUAGGCGAGUUUCCUUUUUUCGAGUCCCUUUGCUUCGGAGAGAGUCUCUCCCCAACUGAGUCUGUAGAUUCAGUUCGACGUUUCUGAGAUGUCUUUUCCUCUCUAAAACACGUCGAAGUCGUUAAGAAUCUGACAAUAGACAUCAUGACCCUGAUAUUGUUGAUAAUCUGAUUUCAAAUCAUGUUUUAGACGUUCAAAAUAAGUUUUUAGUAUAUGAAAUCGUUUCUUUGUUUUGGUUCAAAUCAACCGAAGUCGAGCUUUUAUUUUGUUUUCGUAUGUCCUUAGCCUAGAGAGUUUAUUCCGAUUCAAAACCAUCUACCCUUCCUCCGAAAAGGGUAUCCAUCGUGCUAUAAUUUUGCUUAUUUGGCAUUUCAUGAAAAGUCGAAGAUUUUUUUUUGUGAUGGCGCUUUUUUCAUAUCAUCUCUUUAGAAACUUCUAAUCAGUUACUAUGUAAAAAAACGCUGUUUUUUUGACACUGAGUUUCUCUGAUAGUUUUGAAUCCAAAAAGUUCAAUAAUAAAUUUAAAAAUUUUUUUAAUAUUCAAAAAUAAGAAUUGUAACAACGUUUGAGUAUAAAAACAAUAAAGAUAACUAUUCUUACUAGAAGUAUGAGAUUUUUUUUUAGGGUUCCAUGGACUUUUUAUAGGAAUUUUCGAUUUAAUUUGUUCAUUUGUUUAUUCAAUUUUUUUGUUGUACAGUCAGCUCUUUUUUUCGUAACUUUUAUUUUGCGUCAAUCAUUUUUCCGUCUUUCAUAUCUACUUUUUCGUCCUUUUUUGUAAUGAAACCCUCUUGAAACGUCUCAUAGUUUUCUUCCCCUCAAUAAGCUUAACAACAUAGACAUUGCCAUUAUUUGAAGCAAAUUUUUGUUCAAGCCGGUUGAUUCCAAUUACGCAAUUCAAGAAAUCAAGGAAGAAAAAAUAUGUUGCGAUAUCCCGCCACGACGACUAUUCUCGUUUACCGCGGUUUUCGUCUGAAUUGCGAUCACGUAUCAAGUCGAGUGUUGAUAAGGAAGAUCGAAGAAACAUCGGAGGAGGAAAUGGCGCUUUCGGGUUGGAAAACGUUCACAACUUGGCUGAAUCCACUUUUGCUGUGUUCAACGAGGAGUUUUUGGCGGUUGAUUGCGUGAGCGAAUCGUUCUCUCCUUCCGAUGACGAUUGCGGACGUCUUUUAAUGGACACCACCGGUAUUCUCGCUGCAACCGACGUCGAAAGGAAGGAGGAAGGAGCUCGAUGAGAGGAAAUGAGAAUUUUGAACCAAUUGGAAACGUUAAGAUUGAGAAAAACGCAGAAAAUUUCGCUUUAUACUCUUGUUCACUUCUUGGUGGAUAUGGAGAAACUGUGACAAUUUUUCAUUCUCUUAGAGUCUAACGAAUAUUAUCAUUUUUGUCAAAGUUUUUCAAAAGCUCUCUCAUGAGCUUUCAAAGUUCAGUUUUGAGAUGCACGGCUUUUUAACUUUUAGCGUCGAAAAAAUCAGAAAUCAGAUUUACCGAGCACCGAAAAUUGGCUCCAGUUUUUAGCGCUUUUGAAGGUCGAAAAGACUUUUUAAAAUUAUCUCUUAUAGAGUAAAAAAAAAUUGACCGAGCUUGUUUCUUUCGAUUCGCCAUGGCUAAAGUUCAGGCAAUUCAGUUGUAUAGCUCGUUGUGAACCACUAAGAUUUCUGAUCAGCCGAAGAAAUUUAUAUUCAAAAUAAACUUACCGCAUCACUUGUAAUUUUUCCGAAAAUUACAAAUCAACUUUUUUUUUUCUCUCUUUCGUUAAACAAAUUUCUUGUUCAAAAUAAGUCUCCUAAUUUAUUUCUUAAUCUUUCUUUCAAUUUCGGUCUUUGCAGAUCCUCCAGUACCCGAAGAAAUUGUGCUACGCCGCCAUCUUCGACACGUCUCUCUCUACAAUGGCGAAACAUUCGGGUUCCUGCGAUUUUCAGAAAAAAAUAGUAACUAUUAUUUCUCAAGGUAGAAACCAAGGCUGGCCGACAGCUUCUAAAAGGAAUCAGCGGUUUGGCGUUGCCAGCAGAAGUUGUGGCUCUCAUGGGAGCCAGUGGGGCGGGCAAAACGACGCUCCUGAAUACACUGCUUCAGAGGAAUCUUAAAGUCUCUCUUUUCCAGAAAAUGUUGUAAAAAGAAGCUUGAAGGGCCUGAAAAUCGAAGGUGAGGUACUGGUGAAUGGGCAGAACAUCGGAAAAGGGAUCACUGGAGUGUCGGCUUACAUACAACAAGAGGACUUGUUUGUCGGCACCUUAACGGUUUUGAGUCCUAUUUUUCUUUCAUUUUUUCUGGUUUCAGGUGCGAGAACAUUUGGAGAUUCAAGCAAGGUUGAGAUUACCAGGUACUUUCAAGGCUGAGGAUAGGAAGGAACGCGUUGAACAGGUCCGAGUUUUGAAUUUACGGGACGAAGAAUAAGUUUUUAUUUUCUCUCCAGAAUUGUUACCUUUUUAUGUUCUCUGUGUUUUUUUCAAGCUUGAGAAGUCUAAUCCGAUAUCGGCGACUUUUUGCAACGAUUUUCCCAUGAAUAAUUCAAAUCGCCGAGAUGCGAAGCCAUAAAAAUUAUGAAAAGGCAAAAAAGGUGUUGAAGGUGUUGCGCGAGAUGCUUCUCCUCAACGCGCAGACGUCACGCAUCGGCGUGCCGGGCAUCCGAAAAGGGAUUUCUGGUUUGUCUCCUUCUUCUCCUGUACUUUUCGGCCAUCUCGUCCAUUUUUUCCCAUCAUUUUCCAUCUUGUCGCGUACGCUUUGUUUGCCAACUUUUUUGCCGUUUUGAGUCGUUGGCUUCCGUGGCCGCCAAGCGUUAAAUGGCAUGGAUUCUUCAAGCUUUUUGAGGCUUGGAAAAGGAAAAAUGAAGAAAUGUUGCAAAGAAAGAGAAUGAAUUAUCGAAUGAUGAAGGGAAAGUGGGAAUAUUUCCAGAGCCUAAUGGCCAAUUCCAAAAGCUCAUAAUUUCGAAACAGGAAAAAAGAUUGAGACGUGAAAAUAUACUAUGAAAUCAGUUAGCUUUUUUUUUUAAUCUUCCGGGUUGAAGCUGGACAGUUUCCCUUUUUGGUUUGCGUUCAGUGAUUCAAAGAUUUCCUAUAACAUAUUUUGAAUACCUCAUAAUUUCAACUGAAUUAAUAUUUUUUUGUUUUCGACAUCUGAAAACGUUCAGGAGGUGAGAUGAAGCGUCUCGCCUUUGCCACGGAGAUGUUGAUCAAUCCGCCGAUCAUUUUUUGCGACGAACCGACGACGGGACUCGAUUCUCACAUGGCCUUGCAAGUUGUCAAGGUUUCCAAUUUUUUUAGUUUGAAAAACUAUCUAAUUUUUUUAAAAACUAUCUAAUCAUUUUUUUGGGUUGGCUUUGAAAGAUCACGCUCAAAUGCUUUAAAAAAAUUAUUCUGAAAAGACUUUUUUUAUAAAUGUUUUAAACAAGAUUAUUAGUUUUUUCAUUUCUCAGACUUUGGAGUCGAUGGCGGCUGAGCAAAGGAAAACGAUUAUUUGUACUAUUCACCAGCCGUCUUCUGAAGUUUUCGAACUUUUUGAUAGGGUAGUCAGUUCUCCUUUUUCCUGGAUCCAAACUGAUUUUUUUUUCAGGUCGUUUUUCUUUCGCAAGGCCGCGUGGCUUUCCAUGGAGCCACGGACGAAGCUGUUUAUCAUUUCGCCAAUAGCGGAUUUUAUGUACCAAAUCAUACAAAUCCAGCGGAUUACUAUAUCGACGUGAGUAGCCUGUUCGGAAUAAAUGAACGGAUAAGGAUCUGGAAAUCAUAAUAACUGAGAAUCAUGGGAAAAGUUGGAAUGUGCGAUAUAAAUGAAGUCUUGAGAAGCUCUUUUUCAUCUCCUAGUCGAUCACAUCUGAGACUAAAACAGAAAAUAAGUAUUGUAUUACACUGUUGUGAGUUUUUUUUUUCUAAAACUUAUAUUUUUUCCUCACAGACCCUCGCCAUCAACCCGUUACGCGUUGAAGAGAGCAAACACCGGGCGAACAUCAUCUGCGAUAGGGUGAGCCGCGACGCGACCGCUUCGAACCCCUUCCACUUGCAGUUCGCCUCCUCGAAGUACAACAAACGGAUGACGACGAUGAUGGAUGCAGCGUGUGAGAAACGACGUCUUCACGCUCACGUCGGGGCCUCGUUUUUCUCGAUCCUUUUUGGGUUACUGUAUCGGUAAGAGUGAGCUAUGUUUUAGCACCUGGAAAUUUUUACUAUAAUUGUGAAGUCACCUAAAGCCAGUUCUUUCCAUGACAUCUUGGUGCUUGGAAAUACGAUGAAUGACGUCAUUGGUUUUUUUUUUGAAGUUGUCAAUAAUAUGUUUGAGCUCGCGUCUAUGUAGUUUGUUCCUUAGUUUUCAUACCCUCUUGAUUUUGACAGAGUAAGAGAUGAGAUUUCGCAGACUAAAGGAAUGAUGGCAUGAGACUUUACUGAGUUUCAGACAGAUUAGUUUUUUUUUUCAAACUUUUGCUUGAUUUUCUAUCAAAAAUCGAAAAAAGAGAUUUUAUGGUUUUCUAUGCUUUCCAACUUUUUCCAGUUACACUCUGGACAACAUUCGAAAUCCGGCGAUACUCAAGGCGAAAUUUUUCCAAAAGAUUUUUAUGGGAGUUUUCUGUGGGCUGCUUUUCAGAAACAUUAGGAACGAUCAGGUAGAUUUUUUGAAGAGGAACAAGUUUAUCGAAGUCACUAAAAGGCCUUGAAACACAGUUUCUGGAUUCUGAAUUGAUUGAAGGACGGAGUGAUAGUCCUGAAAGGCGCGCUGUUCUACUGGUGCUCAGAACUGACCUACUCGACUAUGUUCGGAAUCCAGGCUUUCAUGCCCUCUGACUAUCCGAUUGUCGUUCGCGAGUACGACGAUCGGAUAUAUCCGAUUUCGGCGUAUUACCUGGCGAAGGUGCUUGUUUUCCUAGUUAUUCGAGGAUCUUGACUUCUCUCCAGAUUCUCUCAUUCUUGCCAAUUUUCUCGAUUGAUGGGAUGAUAAUGGUGACUCUGUCGUAUUUCAUCGUUGGUUUACCUCUCGACUCGAUUGUUUUCCUCAGGGUUUUGAUAACUUGCAUCUUUAUUGAGUGCAAUGUUGUCUCCUUGGCGAUUGCCGUCUGUUCGGUAAGAGUUUCGAUUCGUGCGGAUAAUUGAGGAAGAUGUUAAAAUGAAAAAGAAGAUAUCUGGAAAAAUUCAGAGAGUUCAAAACGUCUGCCUAAAAAAAUUUUUAUUGAAUAAUCCGUUUUCUUUUGACAAAAAUAUUUUUUUCUCCCACGCUUUUGAUGAAAAUUGACUAGAGUUUACUUUAAACUUCCUGCUUCCAAAAUAAGAAAAAAAUGUCUCGCCAUAGAUCUUUUUCGAAUGACGCUUCAAAGUUCAUAAAAUAAUCGAGUUCUGAAGGCCCUUCAGCAAAGUUUUGAUAAUCUUCUCGAAUAGCUUUUGUUUUAUCCGUAAUACUAGAAUCACAAAAAGUUUUGUCAAAUUCUGGUUAAGAUUGCUCCAUCGUACUCGGUAGCGGUGACCAUUUCCGGACCGGUUCUCACCAUUUUCUCGAUGACUGGCGGUAUCUUCACCAACACUGAAUUGAUGCCGGCUUGGAUCAAAUGGGUCCAAUACCUUUCAUGGUCUCAUUGGCAUUUCACUUUCAUAAGACGAGCAAAUAUCCAGGUUCCGUUUUGGAUAUGAAGCGUUGGUGGUGAACGUGUGGGCUCAUGAGGACUACGACGACUUGAGCUGCAAAAACAGUGAAAACGUCCUUCUGCAACACUGUGAACCGUCUGGAGACCAUGUUAUCAAGGUUGGUCAAAUAUAUAAACCGCUAGAGUUGGAGCCAGCAGGUGCGGUUUUCGACCUGCCGACUUGUUUUCCUGCCAAGUUUUGAGAUGACUCAAUGGGUUAGACGGGUGUCUAAUGAACCCGAUUACGCAUUAAUUUGUACUAAUUAGUAAUCUGAGCACAAGGCUCUGUCUCUUUAUCCUGUUUUGGGAUUGUUAUUUAGAAAAAUAAGGGAAAAAACAACUUUCAAGCUGAACAGAAAUCGGUUUUUGUUCUUUGUCCUACAUAAAACAAUUGGUACGUCUAGUUUGAUCUUCAUGGGGUUUAUGCCGAUUCCUAAACUAUGAAAUAAUGAAAAAAGUCUUGAAUUAUUUGAUAUAGUUUAUCGCACAAGGUUUUUCGAAUUCAACUGCAAGGUGACCUUUAAUUGAAUUCGGGGGAGUUUUGAUUACAUUAUUCCAAAUUUUUAGAAAAUCGGCUUGGUUUUUUUAAAAUCUUUUCCGAGGACUUUCAAAUAAGUUUUAGAAGUUGCUAAAGAGCUUUUCCGGUCAUCUGAACGUUUUGAAUCGUCUAUAGGCUUAUUUUUGGUCUUUUUGGCCUUUUCUAGAUUUUUUGAUUGAGCAGGAGCGCGUAAGUUCGACUUCUGACGUCGGCUAGUUUUCUUUUUUCGUUUUUGCCGGUCAUUUGAAUUCUCAUUGCGAUAGCUUAUGUAAUAAUUUAGCUGGGAAUAUUUUUUUUCUGAGAAUCCGGUCAAACGAGUUUAUUUCCUUUUUUUUUCUUUUCUAACUAGUUUAGUAGCUCGCUUUCCCUACUGAUUUUGCACUCCUUGUUCCCAGUCUCAUCAUUUUUUCUAAGAAAUUGUUUUAUUUCACCCUUUUUCACUCUCACAGUCACGUUUAGUCGGUUUUUUGGAUUCUGGAAAAGUUUCUGCAACUUGAUUUUUUUAUCACGAGGUUUCGCUUUUUUCGUGUGAAGCUGAGGUUUGUAGCUGAGAAUGGGAGCCUGAUAAGCUUGAAUGGGCUUUUGCAAUGAUUAAUUUUAGCUAUGGAGAACGUCUAGUGUACAGAAAUCACAAAGAACCUUUCUUUUUUAUUGGUGUUUGGGUUCAAAAAUGGACUGAUUAUUUUCAAUCGGAUAAAUGAAGUUACGGAGAAUUUUCAAAGAUAACUGCAUCGAGUUGUUUGAGAAUUUAGGUACAUGAUAAACGAAUUUCAACGGGAUCUUUAUCAACAUGUUUAGUAUUAACUUAUUUUUGAUCUAACGCUCUCUUUUCCCAGUUGUUUGAUCCAUUUCCUCAAGUUGCGAUAAUCUCCGAACUCUUUCUUCCUUUUUCUUAUUUUUUUACCUUUUUUUAUAGGACAUGUAGAAGUGAAAGGGGCUUUUUGGAAAAACUGCGAUGUCUGAAAAAAAUUAAUUUUGUUUUUAAAUGUAGAUUUAAAAAUUCGAAUUGAACAAAGUUAACCAAAAGUUUAUGUUAGCAAAAAGAUGGAAAAAAAUCAUCUUGAAAGUAUUUUUUUUCUUAUGAGUUUUUUUCUCUUUUUUUGUUCAUCUAGUGUUUCUUUUUCCUAAACUUCCGCCCACCCUUGGUCUAUCUCAAUUCCAGAACCUCAACUUCGACGUCGACAACCUCUACUUCAACUGGCUCGCCAUGUUCUAUCUCACUAUCAUUUUCUACAUAAUCGGAUAUCUUGGUCUUGUCAGAAGAGCUAUGUGUAAUCGAUAAUCUGCCUUCGACGCCAUUUUCCCUCUAUUUUCUCUUUAAUUUUUGUGUGUUUUGAAUCGAAUCGUUCCAUUGAAUGAAGUGCUUUUCGUGAGAAGGAUUCUGAACCUCUUUUUUUUCGUGGGAGUGAGAAUGGACAGAUUUUUGGGCGGCGCCUGGGUACGGCAACCAGGAGUUUCCACCUGUCUUUGCUGGGACUUUGCUCAGAAAAUCUCAACAAGAAGUUUUUUGUUUCUAUAUGUUCGAAAGCAGCUGUUCGGCUUUUUUUUGACACCUUUACGUUUUCUAAGUUUCCUGAAAGAUUUUUUAAUAUCAGAAGUGUUUUUUGGACAUUCAAAACUCUUUUGUAGCUCUCUUUCAUUUUCUCAUUCAUCCAAUUAAUUUUUUUUUUUGAAGACGACAGUUUAUGAAUGGUUUGAACUCAAAUUUUUUUCCAAAUAUUAUUCUUAUUUUAAGGUUAAUUUAUUCGUUUCCGAAUUUAAGUAAACUUAUUUCACUAUAAAAAAAUUAAAUUAUCUUUUGGCACCUAUUCAAAAAUUUCAACGUUUUUCCGAUUUUUUUCUUCUGAACGUGAGUUUUGAAGAUCAACAGACAUCUUUCUACAAAAUUUCCAUUUGUAAACAAGCUUCUUUAUUUUGAAACUUGUCUUCUUUGGAAGAAUCAUAGGUGUUAAAGUUGCUUCUAUGUUUUUUUGGUUUUCAAAAAAACAGGAAAAAAAUAUCUUUUUAUAUCUUCAAAUAACAGUGAGACAUUAGACAAACAUUUAUAAAAAAAUUCAUUUUUUUCAGCUGUCUUGGUUAUUUAUUUCAAACCAAUUGGAGCUUUCAGUAGGAAGGUCUCUGGGCUAUACGACUAGAAAGUUUUCUUGACGUGUUUCUUUUUUUUUUAGCAUCAGUUCAAAUAGUUCAGCCCAUCUUUUUCCCUUAGUUGUCCGAACUCAUAUCUAAUUCUCAAUAAUAAGGAAAUUUUCGAACUUUCAAAGACUAUUUGUUAUUGAAAUUAGUCCUCUCGCUCUCAACUCUUUUUUCAAAGUCUCCAAAUGAAUUAGACUGUCAAUGUCUCAGAAAUGUCGACGCCAGUCCCGUCGUCUGCUCCCUUCGAGGAUCGUCCAGUUACUCUGGACCUCGUACCGGUGCCGAUGAUAGCCUCGACGAUGUUUCUGUCGCUUGUCGGCGUUUUUGGAAACUUCAUGAUUGUCCUGGCCACAGUAACCACGAAGGCUCUGCACAAUCGUUGCAACUUCUUCAUCGGCCUUCUGGCCGCGUCUGACUUCGUCGUUUGCUUGUAUCUGGUUAGUUUUGGGGCUAAAAUGCAAAAUUUUAUGAAGGCUUCUGAGAAGAAGUAGAUCAAGAAAUUUUCAAGCUAGUUCCAAUAUGAAUUUUGCAAGAGAAAAUAAAGGGAACUUUCACGGAUUUUUUGCAAUGUUUUUUUCACUUUCUUCUUUCGUUUUUUGACAAAAUAAUUAUUUUUCCCAAGAAUAACAGCCUAUGAUCUUGGUUUUUCGAUAACAAAGAGAGGUUCUCAGCAUUUUUGUUUUGUAGCCAAAGUAUUCUCAUUAUGAAUCACAACAAAAAUUAACCCAGGAAAGCGGAACUUUUCCCAAAUGUUAUUAAAUGGUUUAUUCAUAUAGCAAGCCUUAACUUUUUUGUUUAACUGUGACCAAAAUAAGGGAAAAGAAAGCGAAGCCGAAAUCGUUAUUUCGACGUUUCAAAGACCGAUGCUCAUUUUGAUAGUAUGUAAUCAGUAAAAAUCCGAUUAUGAUUAAAAAUAUUUCUCAGAGGGCUUUGAUCCUAAAUAUAAAUUUUCGAAGCGGGCGGUUUCAUCACAAUCAAAACUAUUCAUUAUAUGUUACAGAAAGUGGUCAGUUUUCUAAUGACUUCUUUACUAGAACUAUUCCUCUUUGGAAUAAACUAACUUCUUAUUUAGAUUUUAACGUUACCCCAGAAACUCUUCCUUUUGAAGCUUUUCAUGAAAAUAUCACCUCUCGUCUCCUAUGAAUUUGUCAUAUUUCCGGGUACCUGUCAACUCGUUGGGGUUGACUCUUUCCCGUGUAUUGUUAUUUCUCUGCCUAUCCAUCACUUGAUCAUAUAUUCUUUGAUUUUUUUUUUCUGCUAAAUAACGGCAGUGAAUAAACUAUAUGAGGUAAAGUGGUAGUUGAAUGCCUCCAAGUGCUACUUCAAUGAUCCAUUGUUCUGAAUAGACGGAAAUGCGGUCAAAGUUCCAAAAUCUUUUCAAUCUUCGAAAAAAAAAAACCAAAGAAACUAAUCACGGUUCGGAGUUUCAUGUCUUUGAAAGUUUCUUAAUCAAAAAUCAUUCUCAAUUGAAACUUUGAUUUUUCUUUUUUGGCCACGCCCGAAAUAGCGAACAGCGCAAGGGAAUUUGAUUAUAAAUGGCAGUUAAUAGACACAAUAAGUUCUAUUCAAAGUUUCGAUUGUUUUGAAGCAAGAUUGGGUUCGUUCGCGAAAUUCAUUUGAUAAUUGUUGAGCUUUGAACUUGUUUCGAGAAGGAAGCUGAGAAAAUUGAUGGAAAAAGGCAUUAAGAAAGCAAAGGUUGAAAAAAAAUAAUAAAUUAGCUAGAAAAUCAAACUUGAGAAAAAUUUAGUCUUUUUUUAAUUUCAGGUUCAACUGCGAAUAAUGAUGUUCGCCAAAAUGUACAUGUUGACCAGUUCUCAGUGUUUUUUGUGGUCUGUUCACGGCCUUUUUGCAUUGAAUAUGCAGGCCGCCCUGGGUCUCGUCAUUGGCUUUGACCGUCUCAUUGCUGUCUGCAUCCCUCUAAGGUUCGAUUCCAGUUUUCGACCAAAAAAAGACCGGAAAAAGAAACUAGAACGAAUUUUUAAAUCAGCUUUCGAAAAAAGCAAGUUCAAAUGUCCGUCUUUCACAGAUACGCGCGUAUUCCACAAGCCGUUUACGUUGCCUUCCUCGUCUUUUGUACAACUUUUUCAAUAGUCCUAACAGCAGUCGGAUUCAUCGAUUCAAAUGGUUUGGCUACUUUGCAUCCUUCAAAUGACGUCACCGUUUCUUCUCAGAUGACGUCAUCGUACCGGUGUGCCUUCCCCCGAGUGCCUACAAUCCGUUGUCUCGCGGUCUUUGGCUAGGCGCCAGCGUUCUUGUCGCAGUAGCCGUCGUCUUGGUAUACAGUGGAGCGCACAUUCGGUGCAAAAUCCUGAAGUGUGGGAAUUAUCCGCAAAUAUUCUCCAAUUUCUACGAGUUUCAGCCCGCAAAGUCCAUGAAUCCACGGUGGAGAAGGUCAACAAAGUGCUCACAUCAUUGACUAUUGUCAUUUCUGUCUAUUCGUCGACCUGGUUUUUGACCAUUGCGGCGUUGGUUGUCACUCAGGUAUUGAUUAUCAAAUAUUCACCUUUUAUUGACUUUUUUCCAGUUCAUGAAGCUGCCGCAGUCGGCCGUAACUGCUAUAAACCAGCAGCUCGGGUGGUUGGUGAUUAUCAAUGCGUCGCUGAACUUCUUCAUCUAUUUUUGGAGGGCUCCUGAGUACAGGUAAACAGCGGCCUCGGUGGGAGGUUGAAAAGAGUUUUGAACUUUGGGAUCAUUGAAAAGAGAGAUAUUUUCAAAUUUUGUGAGAAUUUUUUUUGAGGAAAGCCUUCAUCUCUAUUCUGCGUUGCAACUCCCUGGGCCGGCAGUUCGACUCGAAUGUCAGCCGCGCGAGUUUGGCUCGACGACGUUCGAGGACUGUCACGAACGCCCACUGA
This is a messenger RNA of Caenorhabditis auriculariae, 11293 nucleotides long. The record is from the annotation of a GenBank genome assembly. NCBI's taxonomy places the organism in Eukaryota, Metazoa, Nematoda, Chromadorea, Rhabditida, Rhabditidae.